AGAGACUCCACUAUCAAGCUCUUAUCGAAGCUCCAGCGGUGUUUGAUCUGCCUGUCGUGCCCACACAGUUUUUAUCGGGUUCUCUUCCUCUUCACUCUCUGAUUUCUGUUUCUCCUUUUCUUUGAUUCUUCACUUACUAUGAUCCUCUUCUUUCAUCCGACAAUCCUCCCUCUUCAAUCUUUCUGGGUGUGUUAUUUAACUGGUUAACUGUCCCCCUUCUUGUUCCCUCCUCACUCUCUCCACCGCUUUCUCUUCUCUCGCCCCUCCAUCUUAUCCUCAUCUCUUCCUGCCGCGUCUACUGUCACGGACCUUCCCUCUUUCUUUGAAUCAAUCCUUGAUUCUUUCCUGGCUGCCUAAUUGGGUGAUACGCCCUUUCUUCUUGACAGGCACACCCCUUUCUCCCCCUUUUCUUGGUGCUCCUUGGUCAAAAAUCGGUCGUGGAAAAAAUGUCAUGGCAGCUGCCCCGAUAGACGACAGCUCGACCUCCCCGCCUGACCCUGUACCUGCCGAUUCGACGCGUCCUCCCCGCGAUUCCAUGGAAGACUCCGACCCCCAGUUGACCCGGAAACGUCCUCGUCUCGAUAGUGGUUCGUCCCCUCAUGAGGAUUGUUCAACCGACCAGACUCCCGUUUCUCGAAUGCCCGAGCAGACUCCCGAUGCUGGUCCGGCUUCGUCGCCGCAGGACACCCCUGCGUCGACCCGACCCGCCAGCCGCAUGACGAUCAACGUCAAGUCGCCCGUCCCCGACCUCAUGGCCUCCGUCUCAGAAGACCCGCCCGCCGACCGUCCGUCCGUCGAGAUCCCCGAACCGCCCCCCGCAGACGAUACCGGAACCCACCUGUCCAACGCCAUCUCCGUCUCGUCAUCGCCCGCCCAGAGUCCGGAGAUCGAGGUGGCGGACUUGGAGGAUAUGGGUCAAGAUCCGAACAUGUCGAGCUGGAAUUCGCUGGGCGACGCGCUGGGAGAUCCCGAGAUCGUACAGAUACAGGAACAGCCAUCGCUGACCGACCUCUUCCCGAAACUCCAGGACAAUCUCGAUUUGCGCCACAACGUGCAGCAGAUCAGUCUCAUGAUCCAGAAGGGCCCAGCGCACGAUGUGACCUGUUUCGCGGCGAUCAAGAAUUGGCUCGACGAAGUGGUCCAGGACCUCGAUCAGCUAACCUACGGCAUAUUGUUGGAAGACCGUGAAUUUUGGAAGGAGGUGCCAUCCCUGGUGGAAGGCCUGCUGCACAGACGGCAAAUCCUUCAACCGGAUGAAGGCCAAGGGCCUGUCGCAUGUUUGCAAGAAUUCCUCAGCGGCUUCGCCCGACUGGCCCUCCACAUCCUUCACCUGGAUACUCUACUUUUGAACCAAAUCCUCGAGGGCGUAGACCUGUCGGUGGGGGACUUGUUGUCGAGACCGUAUUUGGCCGCGGUGGCGGAGAUGAUCCGGGGCCCGCCAAUCCCCUUGUAUGAUGCUAUGGAUAGGGUGUCACACACGUGGGAGGGCUCGGGCCUGGCCGCGAGCCUGCAUGCCCAGGUCACCGCGCCUCCCCUGAGCAUCGCCAAGCGGCUCUCCGAGUACGGUGCCUGCAUCAUGGCGCUCAUUCCCAGUUCCCCGCAGCUGUCAUCUUCCCUGUUGGCGGUCUUGGUGGUUGCGCACAACCUGAUCGAGCCUGGCCGCACGUCCGAGCCGGACCAGGCUGUGGUUGCGUCCCCCGAGACCCGCCGCACGGCCGAGCUGGUUUACAGCUUGGUCCGGGCCGCGGAUGAGUGGCUUCAGACUCAUGUCACCAAGAAGUCUUCGUGGGUCACCAGCGAGGUCAGCGAUGUCGUAGCUCACCAGCUCGGAAUCGCUUAUCACAAACUCUGCACCUGUGACUCGGACCUGGCCCUACAGGUGGCCCAGGAUCUGUCCAUCAGGCUUCCCGAAGGUCUCCCAUCUGAUCAGAUCCCCACCAUCAUCCACCACGGCUGGAGGUUCGCGCUGUUGAAGAAACAUGUCAUGGAAGGCCGCAUGGAGCUUCGAGUUCACGGCGUCGAGGGGAUCCAGUCUGAUCUCAUCAGUAUCUGGAGAAAUUACAUCCAGAAAGAUCCUUCGGGUGUUGACCAUCCUGUGGUGCAAUAUGUGGUCCACUUGCUGAGAGAGAGCAAGAUCGUCGAGUAUAUCGUCGGGGUCGACUCUCACCCUCAACUGAUCAGUCGAAGCGGGAACUUCGUCGGUUUCUUGAUCGUGACGUCGGCGUACACCGAUAUGGAUACCGACAUCAUCUGGAAGGCUGUGACUGACAGCCCCGACCCGCGGACGGUGUCCGAGAUCUUGGGAAUGCUGCUGAAGACCAUCCACAUGCAUCCGUCGGCUUCUCCCGCCCUGAUCUAUCUAUGCUCCAAGCUUCUCGACCUCCCCCUUUCCCGGUUUGAUCCCCGCAUGCUGGAGUUCUGUGAACAACUUCUGAACCAGGUUCGUGAGCAGCAUAGCGCAAGGGCAGAUCAUGACCUAUUGGAGAGGACCCAUGUGGAGGCCAUUCCAUUGCGUCUCUGUGUGCGCCUGAUCCGGGAGAGUGCCGCAACCACGGACCUGGCUUUGGACCACAAAGCGCUGCUGCAGAAGUUUGCGAGCACCCAGCUGCGCCUUUUCAUGGACACGGGGCUCAGCGAUAUGGAUAAGAUGGAAACGUACGAGCAAUGCGUUCAGGAUAUUGCCGAGAUGAACCAGUUUUCCGUGGGCAGCGUGCAGGCCCUGGACGCUCUGAUCCCGCAGUUCGAUUCCCAGGAGAUCCGGAAGCUUGCGACGGACUUCGAUCUGACCCGUUUGGUGAUCGCGGAGCUAGCCCACAUCAUCGAAGCGGAACAACCGGAUUUGACCGACCCGUUCGCGAGGAACGGCCUCCUUUCCAGGAUCUACUUACUGAUUCGCAUCAUCGACAAGGUUCCCGAUACGAUCACGUCGGACCUGGCCGAUGUGCUCUGGCGGGGGAUCUUCAUGUCGAAGAUGUUCCCUCCGCCCGGCCGGCCGACGCUUUGGGAACUGCUGUGUGGAAUCGUCCAGCAUGCCGUUAAGAGGAACCCAUUCAUCGAUCGCUGUGUGAGCGAAUAUCUCCCUGAACUCUCUCCCGCAGAAGACUAUUCCACGGAGGUUCUCGCGUUCGCCAAACAUACCGUCGACUACGAGGUCCGUUUCGAUCCUCCGCCAAUCGCGGCCGAGGGUGAGAUCGUCUCGAUUCCGGGAAUGGAUCGCAUCUGGGAUUUCAUCUUGACAGCGCCGCCGAAUUCCAUCGAGACGGAUGCCACGAAUUUCGCCAUCCAAGUCUACCUCGACCAUCCGGCGAUCAGACGGGCCCCGCGGUCGGCUAUUGACGCAACCCAUAUUGCUCUGGUAGAUCGCUGUGUGGACCAGCUCCGAUCGGCUGCGUCCGUAUUGAAGACGAGAUCUGGACAUCGCCUUGACGAUUUGAAUGGCUCGAAGCUUGAAGCAGUCCCUGGAGGCGGGCCCCAGACGGAAGAGGUGAGGUUCAGUCGCUCUCUGCUUUUCCUUCGGCAGUUCUUGCAGGGCUUGCGCAGCCGACCCCAGUACAGCCCGCCGCAGACCUCGCCGCCAAGUUUGCCUGGACGGCCGGGUAAAGGGGACAUGGUCAGUAUCAGAUACCAGGCGUUUGACGGCCCGAACAGUUCGAACAUGCGCACAUUUCCGAUUGGGGAGCUUUCGACUGCUGCCGAGGUGGUUGAGGCGUUGAUUCAAGUCACCGGUUUCUCCAAGUUUACCACUAUCCAUGGUGGGGCAAGGUUCAACCUCUUGGAUAGUCCUGAGCUCACGGUGCGGGACUUGAAGCUGGACUCGGCACUGCUUAUCGUCCGCAAGGCGCCAGACACUCAAGAGGUGGCCGUGAGUGGGCGACGCCCAUCCAUGACUUCGGUGGAUUCCGAGGUGUUGAAGCACUUUGAUGAUCUUUACGAGCUUCUUGGUCUUGAGAAUCGCCUAGCUCGGGAGAUAUAUGAUUUUCUGGUGGUUUUCCCGCCCCAGGAGAGGGUCCUACAGCUUGUCAAAUCAGCAGAGAAGACUGAAGCAGACAUGUUCCCCAUGGACAAGCCGUACAAUUUCCUUUAUUCAGUAAACGCUCUCUCAAUAUGCCUGAGGGAGGCGGCGCUCGAGUCAUCGCCCAACUUAGAAUUUGUUUCUCAUAGUAUUCAAGUCUUGGUGGCGGCUUUGACACGUCCCGAGAUGUUUGAGUCCUUGGAGAAAAGCUCCGAAAAGCUUAUGUUCGCCACCAGCCUUGUGGAAUGCCUUCUUUGCGCUCUUCUCGUGCGCCCCGGUUUGGCCGACGAGUCGUCUUCCAUUGCCCACCCUUCGCGGCUGAUCCAGCAGCUUGUGCACUUGAUGCAAAUAGGGCAGUGUAUCUUGCCUGCGCAACUGCCAGAAAUUGGCAUCUACAAGUUAAUCUGUCACUCGUUUGCCGUUAUCACCGAGGGUUCUGUUCGGGACCCUGCGUUUUGGACUGUAGUCAAACGGGAGGUACAGUUCGACUCCUUGCUACGCUCCUUUCUCUUGGGUGAACGUCGUCAGUCGAUCCGGAAAGGUAUCGCCGAUAACGUGGCCAUGGCCUGUCGUCCUCUUAUCCUGCCCAAAAAAUCGAGAAAGGUGACCCCGCCCCAGGACGAGAUUGCCAAAGAAGCAGCAUCUCCCGAAAUCCCAGUCAGAGUAGAUAUCCUUGGUACUAUUUGGGACGCGUUUGUCAAAACCUUCCCACAUAGCCUGGACUAUGCUCAGCAAUCGCAAGAAUUCUUCGAGGUCGCGUACAUGGUCUUCCAGUCUGUCGCGGAAAGGUCACCGCGGGACCUUAUCUACAGUGAUUACCUCAAGCAGUGGAGCCGUGUCAUGCUGCAGCAUCAAACAGAAGAGUUUGUGGGGCGUGAGCCUAUCGAUCAUCUGGUUCUGGGAUUCUGUCGUCUUCUGAAGUCUUGCCUGGACAUAGCAAGCGCCACCGAAAUUCCAGUUGAUACGUUCGAUCUCACCGAGAGUCUUUUCGACAAAUAUCUUUUCCCCGACUUUUCUGAACCCUCAUCAGAUCGCAUAGUGCCUCAAGUUCCCGUCAUGCACAACCAGACCCGUCAAGAACUGUACAAUAUUAUCAUUCUUCUCUGCAAAUUCGACGGCAAUUACUCCAAGAUUGUGGCACGUCUAGAAGAUAUCAUCCCUGAAGACAUUACAUACUCGCCUGGUUGGCCCUUUGAGCGGCAAAAGCUUCUCCGGGCCCCAGAGGGCUACGCGGGGCUCAGGAAUCUAUCUAAUACGUGUUAUUUGAACUCGCUUCUGACCCAGCUCUUUAUGAACGUUGGGUUUCGUGAUUUUAUGAUGCAGCUUGACCUUGCGGACCCAGCGUCAUCCCACAUGUUGCUUGAAGAAACCAAGAAGCUCUUUGGUCACAUGCAGGAAACAUGGCUCAAGAGUGUGGACCCUCAGGGGCUGGUGGACACGAUUCGGACAUACGAUAAUGAGCCCAUUGACGUCACCGUACAGAUGGAUGUCGAUGAGUUUUACAACUUGUUGUUCGAUCGAUGGGAGGCCCAGAUCGAGGAUUCCGAGCAGAAGAAAAAAUUCCGGUCAUUCUAUGGCGGCCAAUUGGUCCAACAGAUCAAAUCAAAGGAGUGCACUCAUAUCUCGGAGCGAUUUGAGCCGUUCUCUGCUAUCCAGUGUGAUAUCAAGGGCAAAGCCAGCCUCGAGGAGAGCCUGCAGGCCUACGUCGAAGGAGAGAUCAUGCAAGGAGACAAUAAAUACUCCUGUACCUCUUGCGGGCGGCAUGUCGAUGCCGUCAAGAGAGCAUGCUUGAAGGAUGUACCUGACAAUCUCAUUUUCCACCUUAAGCGCUUCGACUUCGAUAUGAUAACAAUGAUGCGGAGCAAAAUCAACGACGAGUUCCAGUUUCCUGAGCACAUUGACAUGAGUCCGUUCAAGGUCGAGCAUCUCUCCGACCAAAGUUCAAAUCCCAAGGAAGAUGUUUUUGAGUUGGUUGGCGUCUUGGUCCAUAGCGGGACGGCCGAAUCUGGCCAUUACUACUCCUAUAUCCGGGAAAGGCCCACGGCUAGCGCCAGUGGCUCGUGGGUGGAAUUCAACGACUCUGACGUGAGCAGGUUCGAUCAGACCAAGAUUGCAGACCAGUGUUUCGGUGGCUACGGCGACUCCGUUCAUUCCGCGACCAUGGGCCAGGUUCGGUAUCACAAGGUCUGGAACGCUUAUAUGCUGUUCUACCAACGCGUGUCAAGUAUGGAGACCGCCAAGUCGGUUUACAAACCAGCCUCGGACAAUUAUCCAGUGCGCGUGUCAUUGCCGGUGCCGCUUGCAAACCAUAUCGCGAUGGACAAUGAGGUACACAUACGAACAUAUUGCCUUUUGGAUCCCUUCCACACUUUACUCAUCCGCUCUAUGCUUUCUCGGUUGCACGAAAGCAAGAAUUCGACUGGUGAGGUGGACUCGAAGCUAGUCAAGCCUGUCGUCUUCAUUGCCUUGGACGCCCUCGAACAGCUGAUAGCGAGAACAAAAGACUGUGUGGGUCUAGAGAUGAUCGUUGGCGAGCUUAUCAAAGCAAUCGACGAAAUCCCUGACACGGCGUGUCGGGUCGUCCAAUGGAUUGUAGAGAGGCCGUCCCCCAUUCGCAAUCUUCUCCUCAGAAGUCCUUAUCCGUCCGUGCGAAACAGCGUUGUGAGGAUCGUUACUUGUGCACUUGCGGAACUUCGAACCCUACACAAUCGAGAGGAAGAUAACAGCCCCGAGAAGGAGCAUUGGCUAGCACAGUACUUUGAUGGUAUGGAAAGUGUGACCAUGAUGCUAGAGGGGCUGUGGACAGGUAUGCAAACCGCGAACAAAGCUUGGGAUGACUACUUCGAGUUCUUGUGGCAACUGGCAGGGUUUGGGCCACAUGAGGCUGGGAUAGUCCUCAACUACGGAUUCCUCCAAAAAUGCUUGGAGAUCAUGUGGCUAGACAGAGAUGAUCUGAAGCGCCUGAGACGCCAUUAUCCUGCCUAUAUCAGGCUCGCCGAGAAAGGCCGACGAUUCUCGCACCGAAAGCUCAUGGAUCUUCUGUCGCGAUUGCUGGCGAACGUUGACCUCACCGUGCUUCCAACUCCGGAUGACGAGCGACAAAUAUCGCCGGAUGGAAGGUUUACGCUCACGCUCACAGAAGGUACUCUGAUCCGAACGCUCGGGAAGAACAGGGAACUACUGGUCUUGAAGAAGAUGCUGCAAGAAUACAGCAGCCCGCAGGCGUGUCGAGAAGUUAUCGGUCUGUUGUUGGAUGCAGAACCCGAGGCUAGUCUUAUGGAGCCAAUCUGCAAGGUUCUAGAAGACGGGCUUCGAGUCGCGCCAGCCGAACUUUGCACCCCCUUUUUGGAUGCAACCCUGGUUUUCUGCCGACGGAGCCCCGAUGAAGAUCGGAUCGCGUCUUUGAUUGAUUAUGUCUGCAAAGGGAUCGACACCAUCAAUAACAGCGGGGGCAGAGAACAUGUCGCGUUUUUGGAGAGAGUCGUGGCUUGCCACAAUGAACGCCUAGGUCUCGACAGUAAUUGGUUUUUGUCUCAACUCACAGACCGGGUUCCCGACUGGGCACCAACUCUGCUGAUAUUCCCGGAUCGGUUCGUCAGGUCCACGACGGUGGAACUCCUACGGAACCUCCUGUUCUCCGGCGAGUCUCAAGAUGAUGAAAGCAGCGACUGGAAAGCGCGUCAUUCACGAGUUGCGAAAGAGCUCGUGCACGCCAGUAUCGACAAACUUACCAAGACAUACCUUACUACUUCCGGGGGCAACGUCGAGACUAAGGUUGUAGAAACCAUCAAACCCGUGGUUUCCCACUGUCUGUCGACUUACUUUGACGACAACGAUGAAGAGCGAGAGUUCACUCAUCAGGCACGCGCUGUCUUGGACGCAGUCGAAGAAUUGGCUGUUGACUUACCUGAGGAGCUGGCAUCCGAAGAAUGGGAGGACAACUCGGCCAUGGCAAGCGACUCGGAGAUAGGACUAGCGGGUUCGCCUUGAACUGGAAAAAGACAAAACCAAUGAAUUCCACGGAAACGGAACGUUAUCGUUUGAAACAGACAACAGGAAAAAAAAAAGACCAAAAAAGUACCCAUGAGGAAAACGAAUUUAUGAGGACAAAGGGGGCGUGUUUUCAUUUUCUGGUUCCUUUCUUUCUUUACAUCACCUGCAUUGCUUGGCGUUUCUCGCACCCCCCCCCCCCAACCACGCCUAGAACGGGGAAUGGGAUGGAUGGAUAGGAAAGGAGGUGUGCAAAUUGCGGUUCGUUGGCUGGCUAGUAUUUCUCUUGUGUUUUUAUGUUAUUGGCAAGUAUGGUAUGGUAUGGCUUUUUCCUGAAUGAUUUGAUUUACUUUGAAAUCACCACCGGUUGGGGAAAGGAAGUGUGCUCCUAGGCUGUUUGUUUUUUUUUUCUCUUUUUUCUUGCGUUUCGAUUCCAUAUCAUGUCUUAUUAAUUAUGAUGAUGAUUAUGGUGGUGAUGGUGAUGGAUUUUUGUCUUUUCACAAAUGAGGAAUGAAAGAAAGAUAGAUGAUUACCUGGACUAUUGUGAUGAUAAAUGACAAUGACAAUCAUGAUCAUGAU
This is a messenger RNA of Aspergillus candidus, 8581 nucleotides long. Its product is annotated as putative ubiquitin C-terminal hydrolase. Gene Ontology annotation, cellular component: cytosol; nucleus. Bases 452 to 8002 code for a protein of 2516 amino acids. Gene Ontology annotation, biological process: protein deubiquitination. The transcript is spliced from 8 exons. Gene Ontology annotation, molecular function: cysteine-type endopeptidase activity; cysteine-type deubiquitinase activity. Lineage: Eukaryota; Fungi; Ascomycota; Eurotiomycetes; Eurotiales; Aspergillaceae. The record is from RefSeq and is a predicted model, not a curated record.